AUGGAGGUUGGUGGACGAAAAUCAGACGAUGCCUCAACAGACUUUGUUUUACAUUGUCAGCCGUGCCUGGAGGACGGACGAGAGAUCAGCGCCAAUGGUUUCUGCAAAAUUUGCAAGGAGUUUAUGUGUGAUCCUUGUAUAUCUGCCCACAAGAGGUUCGCUAUGUCAAGAAACCAUGUAAUCCUAACGAAAGAUAAAAUGCCUUCUUUUUAUACGAACAAAGACAAGGCUGAUUUUUUGCCCACCGAACACACUAGUGAAAUGAUAAAGUUUUAUUGUCCAACCCAUGAUGACCUUGGAUGCUCAGACUGCGUUGUGUUACACCACAUAACUUGUAAGGUUGAGUAUUUGUCAGAGACAGCAAAGCAAUACAAAGACUCCGAGGAGUAUAAAACACUAAACGAAAACAUUUCACACAUGGAAACUGUGCUUUUCGCUUUGAACAACGAAGUAAACGAUUCCGAAGCGUUCAUAUCAGAAAACACAAAAGAAGAAAUACAGAAACUGAGGACAUUUAGGGCACACAUAAAUCUUGUUCUGGAUACAAGAGAAAAUAUGUUGCUGAAAAGUAUGAAAGAAAAUGAGAUCAAACAAAAAGAAAUACUUUCAAAAUUGAGAGAUGAAAUAAAAGGCUUAAAACAGACUCUAGCAGAAACGACAACAGACAUGCAAACGACAGAAAAACAGUCACACCAGCACUUCAUUCAUGCGAAAAUGGCCAAGAAGCAACUUGUGAAGCUGCAAGGAGAAAUCAAUAAGAUCAACGCAGAUAUAAUUUUGGACACGUCUGUUCGUUGCACAUUUUGGACAGACAAACACACUGAAGCUCUGAUCAACUCUUCAGACUUCUUCGGACGUGUCGACUUCUCCAAUGAAGGAAUAACAUCAGAGACAGACAUCGAUCUAUCUACUGUGGAAUGGAUAAAAGAUGCCGAGCUGGACAUUUUAUGCACAGAAGACAUACUUAGACAUGGGAUAACAAGUUCCGCUCUUGUGGAACCAGGAAAAUGUCUUCUGGUCGACGAUUUUAAUAAAUGUCUUAAACUGGUAGAUAUCAACGACAACAAGGUCUUGUCACGAAUUAAAUUGCUUGGAGGCCCUUGGCAGGUGUGUGCCCUCCCUAGCGGCCACGCAGCUGUUGCUCUUCCAGAUAAAUGCAAAGUACAAAUUGUGAGCGUUAAAAACGAUUCAGUAGUUGCUGGUAUACAUUUUGACAUAUCCGGUUCAUGCUAUGGACUAGCUUACACUGAUAAAAGCCUUUUUGUAACCUACAGACAAAAGAAAAAUGCACCAGCACGCUCGUAUGUAGAAAGACUAUCGAUGACUGGAGAAGUGUUGCAAUCGAUGACAACAAAUGCUUCAUCUCCACAUUAUCUAACCAUUAGCUCUUCUUCAACUUACUUGUCUGAUUCUGCUGUUAAACGAAUCUAUCAACUUGAUUUCAACGGAAGUUUGCUGAGCACAUAUGACGACCCGUCACUAUGCUGGCCAUCUGAAUCCAUCAACGUCGGAAAGGAACGAAUACUAGUGUUUGCUCGCCGUCCUCGUCAUAUAGUUUUGAUAAAUGGAAAGGAGAGGAACCUAAAAGUUAUCUUAUCGUUAAAAGACUUUGGGUCCCAGAAUGACCCGGACAAUUUAUCAUUCUGUCCAGUGAGCAGAAAACUUCUGGUUGGAUUGGAGGUUUUCAGUGCUGUUAUUUAA
Messenger RNA from Mya arenaria, 1701 nucleotides. RefSeq lists its product as uncharacterized. The coding region runs from base 1 to 1701 and encodes 566 amino acids. The transcript has 2 exons. Gene Ontology annotation, molecular function: protein binding. The record is from RefSeq and is a predicted model, not a curated record. NCBI's taxonomy places the organism in Eukaryota, Metazoa, Mollusca, Bivalvia, Myida, Myidae.